ACUUGAGCUUCAGCUGUCAUUGCUCCUCAAUCCCCUCGAGGUUGGCUGCCGUCUCUUCCAACAUGGCUCUAAUCACAGGACUGUGUACUUUCUUGUAUCACUUACCUCAGAUUUACAAAUGGUUGCUGAAACCCUAUUAUAUCACUUCGCUCUUCAUGACCGUCGCCUUCUUGGUGGUCCGAAAGGCUCCCGGUCUGUGCGAGCACCUGGCCACCCAGCGGGAGGACGGCAACUCCUGCGACUUUGACUGGAGAGAGGUGGAGAUUCUCAUGUUUCUUAGUGCAAUAGUGAUGAUGAAGAACAGGAGAGCGAUCACACUGGAGCAGCACAUAGGGAACGUGUUCCUGUUCAGUAAAGUGGCCAACGUCAUGCUUUUCUUCAGGCUGGAUAUUCGGCUCGGCAUCCUUUACCUCGCAUUAUGUGUCGCAUUCGUCAUGACCUGUAAGCCACCUCUCUACAUGGGCCCCGAGUACAUCAAGUACUUCAGUGACAAGACCAUGGAUGAGGAGCUGCAGAGAGACAGUCGUGUCACCUGGAUUGUUGAAUUCUACGCAAACUGGUCCUCUGAAUGUCAGUCUUUUGCAUCCAUUUUUGCCGACCUCUCUCUCAAGUACAACUGUCCUGGACUCAGGUUUGGAAAGGUGGACAUUGGACGCUAUGGAGAGGUUUCAGAGAGGUACAGGGUUAGUACUUCUCCUCUGACCAAGCAGCUGCCCUCACUGGUGCUUUUCCAAGAAGGGCGGGAAGUUAUGAGACGUCCAAUGGUGGACAAUAAAGGGAGAGCUGUGUCUUGGACCUUCAGUGAGGAGAACAUUAUCCGAGAGUUUAACCUCAACGAGCUCUUCCAAAAAUCCAAGAAGCUGAACAAAGACCGCGGUUUGAAUGAAGAGGAGCAGAACAGCACUCAGCCAGAGGAGGGCAGCAACGAGCUCCCUUCGGAAACCAACGACCUGAAGCAGCCCACGGAGAGCAAGAAAGAUCAGUGAAGUGAAGCGGAAGAUUCAGAGAGCGGCUGCAAGAACUCAUUCAUUUUCUUCAGACAUUGCCAUGCCUUAAAUCAUUGCAAAAGCCUAGAAUAUUAUGGGUGAGAGAGGAAAAUAUGUUCAACCACUACUCAAUGUCAUGUCUACAUUAAGUCUUUACGCUAUAAGUCUUUUUGUAGUUUAAAUGCAGCUAUGCAAUAGAUAAAAAUGUUUGGAUGACAUUUUAUUACUUAAGUUAUUUGUGAACAAAUGCCUUUUUUGUAAUUGUUUUUUGGCUACUUUCAGCAUCAUCACUCUGUUUUAACUUUUGCUGCCUUUGUUUUGCCACUAGUGUUUACUGAUAUAUGUUUCAAAACCAAAGUCAAAAGGUGAGAGGUGAAAGUUAAGAUUGAUGACACAUGAGUUUUUCAUCAGUUUGACCUUUUUAUUCUGAGACCUUUUUAAAAAAAAAAAAUCUUUUAAGGCCAUUUUAGAAAUGUCUUUAAUGUACUCAUUAGAUAUUUGUGUGAAACCUUUCCAUUCAUCACAGCUCACAAUAGCGAUAUUUUAUCUCACAUAGAAGUUAACUUUUUACUGUACCCACAUAGUUUCAAAUUGUUCAGUGGCUACCAUCCUUGGCCAGAGCAGGAAGAAAAAGUAACACAGGUUCUCUUUUACCUCUGUAAGACGGCUCCCUGUGCCAUUAACGAUGCUUCUUUUCUUGUUACCAUGUUGCAUCAACAAUGUGGGCUUUUGACAAUAUUCUCACAAGUAUGCGCGCCAGUGAAGCAUUCAGCAUGACAAACAAAUCACAUGCACACUGAAGACAGGCUGGAAGGGUUGAAAACUCGUAACACGGUCCUUUGGGUUGGACGAUGAUGCUUGUGUGCUUCAAGCGUGUACUGUCCCCCAAAGGUGUGCUACGUUCAGCUAGCUUUGAAAUUCUACUGCUAACACUCAACUGUAGACCUUAAAAAAAAAAUAAUUUUAAACUAAAAAAAAACCUUCAACUGUAAUGCCCAAUCUUGAAGCUCUCAUACACACAUCCCUUCCUCAAAUUAUUCCGUUCCUAACAUGGCCGAG
This is a messenger RNA of Etheostoma spectabile (orangethroat darter), 2045 nucleotides long. It is a transcript of the gene tmx2a, whose product is annotated as thioredoxin-related transmembrane protein 2a. Lineage: Eukaryota; Metazoa; Chordata; Actinopteri; Perciformes; Percidae. Gene Ontology annotation, molecular function: disulfide oxidoreductase activity. The record is from RefSeq and is a predicted model, not a curated record. Gene Ontology annotation, cellular component: membrane-bounded organelle. The transcript is spliced from 8 exons. The coding region runs from base 63 to 986 and encodes 307 amino acids. Gene Ontology annotation, biological process: brain development.